AUGCCCACGGCGGCUUACAAUUAUCACAUGGCUACUAUCGCCAACAUGUGUCGUGUCUUUUGCUCGAAGCAUGGAAUCUCAGCUACUUCACCACCAGAUUUAAUUUGUGUUACACGAGGUCCCGGGAUGGCGGGAUCGCUUAGUAGCUCAACUGAAUUUGCUAAAGGGUUGAGCGUUGCUUGGAAUGUCCCCCUUGUUGGAGUACACCACAUGUUGGGUCAUUUAUUAACUUCAUUUCUCCCACAACAUCUGCAACAAGAUGGACAAGCUCAACCUCCACAAUUUCCAUUUUUGAGUUUAUUAUGUAGUGGCGGCCAUACUUUGCUUGUAUUGCUGAAAUCGAUAUCUGAACAUGAAAUAAUUAUCAAUGUGAGCGAUAUAGCAGUGGGUGAUUCAUUAGAUAAAUGUGCACGAGAAUUGGGAAUGUAUGGAAACAUGUUGGGGAGAGAAUUGGAAACCUUUAUAAAUAACAUACCACAGUCUGAAAAGGACGAAUUUGAAGCCAUGAAUGUUGAUACGAGAGUCAAUAACAAGUAUAAAUUUCGAUUAACUUUGCCAUAUCAAACGCCGAAGAAUGGUAAAUUCAAUGAUGGUGAGAUUCAAUUUGCAUUUGCUCAGUUUCUCAGUAAUAUUCAAGAGUAUAAGAAGAAAUUUUACACUUCAGAUUCUGAGACGAGUGAGUUUGAUGAAAAGACUAAGAGAAUGAUUGCUUACAAGACACAAGAAUUGAUAUUUGAUCAUAUCAUUGAUCGGAUCAAUUUAUCAUUAAAGAAACAUGGAUUACGAAGACAGGCUGAUGGGAAAUUUAUUGGAGUCAGGGAUUUUGUAUGUUCAGGAGGGGUGGCUGCAAACAAACGACUUCGUGAAAAGUUAUUUUGUGAAUUGAGAUUUAAUGAAAUUGGAGAUGAACCAUUCAAGUUUCAUUUCCCUGAUUUGUCACUAUGCACUGAUAAUGCAAUCAUGAUUGGAUUAGCAGGAAUGGAAAUAUUUGAAAAAUUGAAAUUGAAGACUGAUUUAAGCUUUACACCUUUGAGAAAAUGGCCAUUAAAUGAAUUAACGACUGUUGAUUCUUGGGUCAAAAUAAGUGAAGAAGAGAUCAAUAAAGUUUGUAAAUAUUAA
Lodderomyces orthopsilosis Co 90-125 is the source of this 1119-nucleotide messenger RNA. RefSeq names its product putative N(6)-L-threonylcarbamoyladenine synthase. The transcript has a single exon. Lineage: Eukaryota; Fungi; Ascomycota; Pichiomycetes; Serinales; Debaryomycetaceae. The record is from RefSeq and is a predicted model, not a curated record. Gene Ontology annotation, biological process: mitochondrial tRNA threonylcarbamoyladenosine modification. Gene Ontology annotation, cellular component: mitochondrion. Bases 1 to 1119 code for a protein of 372 amino acids.